Molecule: messenger RNA, 2710 nt
Organism: Trichosurus vulpecula (common brushtail)
Lineage: Eukaryota; Metazoa; Chordata; Mammalia; Diprotodontia; Phalangeridae
Gene: ESPN
Product: espin
Exons: 15
Coding region: 1-2592 (863 amino acids)
Biological process (GO): actin filament bundle assembly
Cellular component (GO): cytoplasm
Molecular function (GO): actin filament binding
Source: RefSeq, a predicted model, not a curated record
AUGGCCCUGGAACAGGCAUUACAGGCGUCGCGUCAGGGGGACCUAGAGACCCUGAAAGCGCUGCAACGGGCCGGCUCGUUGCUGCCCACUCUGCGUGACCCGCUAGAUGCUCUACCGGUGCACCACGCAGCCCGGGCGGGCAAACUGCACUGCCUGCGCUUCCUGGUGGAGGAGGCGAACCUGCCCGCCACUGCCCGCGCCAGGAACGGAGCCACUCCGGCCCACGACGCCGCAGCCACUGGGCACCUCGCCUGUCUUCAGUGGCUCCUCACACAGGGCGGCUGUGGAGUGCAGGACAAAGACAAUUCUGGUGCCACAGUCCUACAUCUGGCUGCCCGGUUUGGUCAUCCUGAGAUAGUGGACUGGCUGCUUCGCUAUGGAGAGAGCGACCCUGCCUCAGCCACAGACACCGGAGCCCUGCCCAUUCACUAUGCUGCCGCCAAGGGAGACUUCCCCUCACUUCGACUUCUUGCAAGCCACUAUCCAAAGGGGAUAAGUGCCCAAACCAAGAAUGGUGCCACACCCCUCUACCUGGCCUGCCAGGAGGGCCACCUGGAGGUAACACAGUACCUGGUACAAGAGUGUGAGGCUGACCCACACACACGUGCCAGUGAUGGGAUGACCCCUCUCCACGCUGCUGCUCAGAUGGGCCACAGCCCCAUCAUUGUGUGGCUGGUGAGCUGCACUGAUGUCAGCCUUUCAGAGCAAGACGAUGACGGGGCCACUGCCAUGCACUUUGCUGCCAGCCGGGGCCACGCCAAGGUGCUCAGCUGGCUGCUGCUGCAUGGCGGGGAGAUAACCACUGACUUGUGGGGUGGGACCCCCCUGCACGAUGCUGCUGAGAACGGGGAGCUGGAGUGCUGCCAGAUCCUAGUAGUGAAUGGGGCAGAGCUGCACCUCCGGGACCGGGAUGGUUACACAGCUGCCGACCUCUCGGACUACAAUGGUCACAGCCAGUGUACCCGCUACCUUCGCACUGUGGAGAACAUGAGUGUGGAACACCGAGUCCUGUCCCGGGACCCAUCUGGGGAGCCGGAAGGCAAGCAGCCAGACUCGGGCAUGUCUUCACCCAAUACCACCAUGUCAGCUCAGCCCCCACACUUCGACCUCUGCUCUCCCACCAGCACUCUCUCCAACUAUGACUCAUGUCCCUCCAGUCGCUCCAGCACCCGAGGCCACCUGGGGGGCCCAGGGCCUAGUGAUCCCUGUGGGCUUCGAAACUCAACUGUCACAGACAUGCAGACCUACAUGGACAUGCUGAAUCCCGAGAUGGGCCUUCACGGCAGGAAGAAGGGAGGUCCCACCACUCCACCGCCCCCACCCAGCUUCCCUCCACCACCCCCUCCCCCUGGCACUCAGAUGCCCCCACCCCCUCCAACCUAUCCAGCUCCCAAGCCCCCCAGUGGGCAGCACACAGCUGAUAUCUACGUUCAGGCCAAGAGCAAACUUCGGCAUGUGGAGAAAGAGGCCUUGAAGAGGGAGCUGAGCUCCCGCGACGGCCACGACGGGCUGCUGCGGGUGGACUCGGGCCGGAAGUCCCGCAACUUUGGCAAACAGCCCAGCACCGGGGACUAUUACCGCCAGCUCGGCUACGGCCCCGGGGAGCCCCUGGCAGCCAGUCUGGGGAUGGCCCAUAGCGAGGAGGUGAGAGCCUCGCAGCCCAGCCCAGCCUUAUCCCCGUCCCGUCUCGCCCCCGACCCAGGGGGCUUUACCUCCACCUGCCCCCAGUCCCCACGUGCCGCUCUCCUCUCCGGUAGCCAGGUGCACAACGGCAGUGUCGCAGACCACAGGGUGUCCAGGGACCUACCUCCCCCGCCCCCGCCCCCACCCUUGCCCGAAGUCCUAAGUGCACCACCCCCACCGCCACCUCUGCCCAUCGAAGGGUCCGGUCCUGUUUGCAGCCAGCGCCGCUCCUCCUCUUCUACGGGCAGUACCAAGUCUUUCAACAUGAUGUCCCCAACGGGAGACAACUCUGAACUCCUGGCAGAGAUCAAAGCAGGAAAGAGCUUGAAGCCAACACCACAGAGCAAGGGCCUCACCACAGUCUUCUCGGGCAGUGGACAGCCCGCUUCUCUGACAGAUGCUCCGCCCCUGUCUCCAUCACUGUCUCGAGCCAGGAGCCCCACUCCACCAGCUAGCUCCAUUCCUGGGGCAGGGGGAGGCCCCCAUCAGCCUGUCCUCAAUGGCAGCCUGGCCCCACCAUUGACUCCGGCACAGAACAUACAGCUGGAUGUCGAGACUCUGAUUCCCACACACGAUGAGCAGGGGCGCCCCAUUCCCGAAUGGAAGAGGCAAGUGAUGGUGCGAAAACUACAGAUGAAGAUGCAGGAGGAAGAGGAGCAGAGGCGAAAGGAUGAGGAGGAGGAAGCCCGUCUGGCCAGCAUGCCUGCCUGGAGGAGGGACAUCCUUCGGAAGAAGAUGGAGGAGGAAAGGGAGCAAAAACGAAAAGAGGAGGAGAAACUUAGGCAGGAGGAGGAGCGGCGGGAGAAGGAGCAAUCGGAGAAGCUCAGGACACUGGGGUAUGAUGAGACCAAACUGGCGCCCUGGCAGAGACAGAUAAUCCUGAAGAAAGGAGACAUUGCGAAGCACUAGGUGCUGCAAGGGACCUCCCUCCUCCCGCCCCUGCCCCAGCCUUUGCUGUGACUCUCCCAGCCGGCCCCUCCCUCAGAGCUGCUGGGGCGGGGGCCAGAACUGGGGAUGGAGGAUCAGG